AUGAAAUUACAGCACUUGAUACAGUCUUAUGCUGAUAUGUCCGUAGGAAUGAUAAAGCAAAGAUGGUGCGCGUUUCUGUUUCUAUUUGUAGUAUUUGUGUGGAGAAUAAUUCUAACGGGUGGGUAUCGUUUGGUUGCCUAUUGCCUAUUUUUAUAUUUUCUCCACUGCUUUAUUGGGUUCUGUACGCCUGUUGACAGCGAAUUGCCAGACCCAUUCGACAUAGAGGAGGAAGAAACAGUUAUUUCUUCGCCAAUUAAAAAGAGUGGAGACGAGUCUAAGCCAUUUAUACGAAGACUUCCCGAGUUUGAGUACUGGCUGCAAUCAAUUAAAGCCUGUUUCGCUGGAAUAGUUAUGACAUUCUUCCCCGUAUUUAAUAUUCCUGUGUUCACUCCCAUACUGAUAAUAUACUUCUGCGGGUUGGUAUAUUUAACAGUCAUAAAAAUAAGGAAGCAUAUGGAAAAGUACAAAUACAAUCCAUUCUUUAAUGCUAAGAAGAUUUAUAAAGGUAUUGUAGAAAUGAAGUGAAUAUUCAUUGAAUAUGAAUAAAUUA
Nematocida parisii ERTm1 is the source of this 550-nucleotide messenger RNA. RefSeq lists its product as uncharacterized. The transcript has a single exon. The record is from RefSeq and is a predicted model, not a curated record. NCBI's taxonomy places the organism in Eukaryota, Fungi, Microsporidia. Gene Ontology annotation, cellular component: Golgi membrane. Gene Ontology annotation, biological process: protein retention in ER lumen; retrograde vesicle-mediated transport, Golgi to endoplasmic reticulum. Bases 1 to 525 code for a protein of 174 amino acids.